Messenger RNA from Drosophila mojavensis, 1481 nucleotides. RefSeq lists its product as uncharacterized. Gene Ontology annotation, cellular component: nucleus; transcription regulator complex. Gene Ontology annotation, biological process: regulation of transcription by RNA polymerase II. The coding region runs from base 110 to 1075 and encodes 321 amino acids. Gene Ontology annotation, molecular function: DNA binding. The record is from RefSeq and is a predicted model, not a curated record. Lineage: Eukaryota; Metazoa; Arthropoda; Insecta; Diptera; Drosophilidae. The transcript has 2 exons.
CAAGCACCAGACAUUGCGCGUCGCCGGCAAAUUUGUUCUCUUGUUCCCGUGGCCUAGCCACAUUGUUGCUGUUGUUGUCAUUUUAGUUUUGUGAUAAAGACGCAGGCAAAUGGACAUGCACAGGCUGAUCAACGAGGUUAAGCAGCGCCCGGCCCUGUGGGACGCCAGUCAUCCGGAGCAUGCAAACCGCGUGGAGACGCUACGCCAAUGGCGCAGCGUGGCAGACGCGCUGGGCGUCAAAGUGGAACUGUGUCGCAGUAAGUGGAAGAACUUGCGCUGCAGCUAUCGCCGGCACCAGCAUCGCACCCAGCACCAACAACAGCAGGUAUCGCCAUCGCAUCAAUGGUCCUAUGCGGAGGCCAUGAGCUUUCUGGACGGGCACCGGCUGCGCGCGGACAGCAGCAACAACGAGGACGACGAUUGCGAUCUCAACAUGACGGAGCCCAUGUCAUUCAAGACGGAAAUGCUAUCGGAUGAAAUGGAGGCGGACAACGAUGAGCUGAUGCAGCAGUUCCAAAGUAUGGCCACGCCUCAAGCACUGCGCCGCCUCUCGCACAGCAUUUCGUUGGCAAGCGCCGCCGCCGAGGAGCAGGCGGUGCCACCAGUCAAUUCCAAGCCCAUGGGCGGCACGCAGUCGGCCACGGCAGCCGCAGCGGCAAGCAGCUGCCAUUGCGCCAGGCGUGUGGACGAGCAGGUUAACUUUCUGGAGAGUCUGGAGCGUGAGGAGCAGCAGCUGAUACAGUCCACCAGUCAGGAUUUGGCGCGCUGCAAGAACAUCCUGCACGUGGGCGACUCCGAUUACAAUUUCCUCAUCAGCUUUUUGCCGCUGAUGAAGCAAAUGUCGCCGUUGCAGAACAUUACCUUUCGGGCCAAGAUGGGCGAGUUGCUGUUGCAGACGAUGCAACAGCCACAACAGCAACAACAACAGCAACAACAACAGCAGCAGCAACAACAACAGGGGCAGCCGCAAAUGCAGGAGGAGCAGCCGCAGCCGUCGCAAAUGUUGUUGAACCAGCAGCAGAUGGCCUUGGACCAGGCCCAACAAGUCAGCACUAGCACCACAAAUUGGAAUUGAGAGCGCGGCUUUUCGCAGUGAAUUGAGAGAAUAGAGCGAAUUGUAAACGAAUCAGUGCGCAUGCUCGCCGCACAGUGGGCGGUGUGUGCUAAAAAAAGGCUGAGGAAUAUUACUUACGACAUAAAUAUAAAAUGUUUUCUCCAAAAAAUAUGAUGAAAUAUUUUUUUUUCCAAAUAUAUGUAUAUGUAUAUAUAUAUAUGUUUAUAUAUAUAUGUAAGGUCCCAAGUGUUUGAGAUUCGUACAGUUUGCACCAUAUAUGUAUGUAUGUAUUUAAAGCUGUCAAUUAAAUAAUACUCGCUCUGUAAUUUUAAAAACUAUGCUAUAAACAAUCCUUCUAGCUGUUACAAAUUGUAAUUGUAAAAGAUUUUAUUCGUCUGAUAAAGAAUAUGUUUGGCAAACUGUAAAA